Capsicum annuum is the source of this 468-nucleotide messenger RNA. Its product is annotated as eukaryotic translation initiation factor 2 subunit 3-like. Gene Ontology annotation, molecular function: tRNA binding; GTP binding; GTPase activity. Gene Ontology annotation, biological process: positive regulation of translational fidelity; formation of translation preinitiation complex. Gene Ontology annotation, cellular component: cytosol; eukaryotic translation initiation factor 2 complex. NCBI's taxonomy places the organism in Eukaryota, Viridiplantae, Streptophyta, Magnoliopsida, Solanales, Solanaceae. The record is from RefSeq and is a predicted model, not a curated record.
UUGAGCAUGAUUUCUUUGAUUUGUUUCCAAUUUCAGACUUGAAAAGUACCGACAUCCGGAGAAGUAUCAAAGAGCAGCUACAGAAUGUCUCGAAAAGGAUUGAUGGAGCAAGACCUUAGUAAGUUGGAUGUAACAAAACUGCAUCCACUUUCACCAGAGGUCAUUUCUCGUCAGGCUACGAUAAAUAUUGGUACCAUUGGCCAUGUGGCUCAUGGAAAGUCGACAGUUGUAAAAGCUAUAUCUGGAGUUCAGACUGUUCGUUUUAAAAAUGAGUUGGAAAGAAACAUCACAAUUAAGCUUGGAUAUGCUAAUGCUAAAAUAUAUAAAUGUGAAGAGGACCGCUGUCCUAGACCCAUGUGCUACAAGGCAUAUGGAAGUGGAAAAGAAGACAGUCCCAUGUGUGAUGUCCCAGGUUUUGAGAACUGUAGGAUGAAAUUGCUGAGACAUGUAUCUUUCGUUGAUUGCCCC